Gavialis gangeticus (Gharial) is the source of this 5834-nucleotide messenger RNA. It is a transcript of the gene CDK14, whose product is annotated as cyclin dependent kinase 14. The record is from RefSeq and is a predicted model, not a curated record. The transcript has 16 exons. Gene Ontology annotation, cellular component: cytosol; nucleus; cytoplasm. Lineage: Eukaryota; Metazoa; Chordata; Crocodylia; Gavialidae. Gene Ontology annotation, molecular function: cyclin-dependent protein serine/threonine kinase activity; cyclin binding; ATP binding. Gene Ontology annotation, biological process: protein phosphorylation.
UUCCCUUUUAUUUUAAAGCCUUGAAGAAAGACGAUAGCAGCUUCGAUGAGAUAUGUGUCACAAAGAUGUCUACACGGAACUGCCAAGGAAUGGACUCAGUAAUCAAACCCCUGGACACAAUUCCUGAGGACAAAAAAGUCAGAGUUCAGAGAACACAGAGCAGUUUUGAUCCAUUUGAGAAACCAACUAAUCAAGUAAAGAGAGUUCAUUCAGAGAACAAUGCGUGUAUUAACUUCAAAACUACAUCAACGGGGAAAGAAUCUCCUAAAGUCAGACGGCAUUCCAGUCCCAGCUCUCCUACAAGUCCCAAGUUUGGAAAAGCAGACUCUUAUGAAAAACUGGAAAAACUAGGGGAAGGAUCAUAUGCCACAGUAUACAAAGGGAAAAGCAAGGUAAAUGGGAAAUUGGUGGCACUGAAGGUGAUUAGAUUACAAGAAGAGGAAGGAACUCCAUUUACAGCUAUCAGGGAAGCUUCUCUUUUGAAAGGACUGAAACAUGCAAACAUUGUGCUGCUUCAUGACAUCAUUCACACCAAGGAAACAUUGACUCUUGUAUUUGAAUAUGUGCAUACUGAUUUAUGUCAGUACAUGGACAAACACCCUGGAGGACUUCAUCCAGACAAUGUGAAGUUAUUUUUAUUUCAGUUGCUGCGAGGACUGUCUUACAUCCAUCAGCGUUACAUUUUGCACAGGGACCUGAAACCACAGAAUCUUCUGAUCAGUGACACAGGGGAGUUAAAGCUGGCAGACUUUGGUCUUGCAAGAGCCAAAUCAGUCCCCAGCCACACAUACUCUAAUGAAGUGGUUACCCUGUGGUACAGACCUCCAGAUGUCCUUUUGGGCUCAACAGAAUACUCCACUUGCCUCGACAUGUGGGGAGUGGGUUGUAUCUUUGUAGAAAUGAUUCAAGGAAUCAUGGCCGCUCCUGGUUUUAAGUUAUGUCAAGAACAGUUGAAACAAAUAUCUGGAUGAUCUUUUAUUGUGCUUGGAACGCCAAAUGAAGACACUUGGCCAGGAGUCCAUUCUUUACCCCAUUUCAAACCAGAACGAUUUACACAGUAUGGUCCUAAAAACCUUAGACAAGCAUGGAAUAAGCUAAGCUACAUGAAUCAUGCAGAAGAUCUGGCCUCCAAACUGCUCCAGUGUUUCCCAAAGAACAGAUUGUCAGCACAGGCAGCCCUGAGCCAUGAGUAUUUCAGUGAUCUACCCCCACGGCUAUGGGAGCUAACUGAUAUGUCCUCUAUUUUUACUGUACCGAAUGUAAGAUUACAACCAGAGGCUGGCGAGAGCAUGAAAGUCUUUGGGAAAAACAAUAGUUAUGGCAAAAGUCUAUCAAACAGCAAGCACUGAAAAAUACUUAGACUUACUACAGAAAGUGCAGGAUUAAGCUCACCAGUCUGAAGGAAGGGAACAACAUUUAAUGAGGAGGCCAGUAAUAUGAAGGAACCGUGGCCCUGUUUCCUUUCUCUCUCUCUCUCUCUCUAUGGUGGAUUUCAUUCAAAAGAAAAUUGAAUCUGGCAAGAUACUGUUUUUCCCUGCAAUUAUUUAAAACCUUGCACGCAUUUGGAUACCUUGUGAUUUCGGAGAACUAUGUGAAGAUUAAGCUUUUGCUUACUGAUACAUGGCAUGUACUCUUUUCAGUCUUUUGUGUUUGAUUUUGUUUGAUUUUCCACAGCAGUGUAACAUCUUUGUAAGGAUUUUUAUGCUUUCACCAGCAAAGUCUUAAAUACAUUAAGACAACACAUUUGGUGUUCACACUACUUCAGUAAUGUCUGUACAUAAAAAAAAUAGUGGCAUAAAAGAAUGUGUGUUUUCUUUGAGAGUUGUGCAUAUUUUGCAACCUACAGGAAGACUAUUUCUAGCUAGUGCAAGCCCAAUGUGAUGGAUUGAUUGACAAUUACAGUGUCAUGCCACUAUGCCUAAAAUGUCCCAUCCAUCGCCCCCCUCCAGAGCAUUCAGAUCCAUUUUUUAAACAUGGCAAUAAUUGCAUGUUUAUUUAGAAACUCAGAAUUUGGUUAGUCUGCUUAGACUGUGUAGCAUGUCAGUUUUUAAAAUAGGCCUGCAUUGAAAACAAACAUGCACACACACACAAAAAUUACAAGACACUGUAUCCUGACAGAUACAGUGACACAUUUCUUAUCCUUUUAGUUCCAUUAAGAAUAUAGAGUAUUCAUUAAUGUUUUGGGGCCUUGACUACAUCUUUUCCUUUUUCCACACUAUUUUCCUUCUGGAAUAUUUUCUGAAAUAGAUGACAAGGAGAGGAUGAAAGAGAACUGAGCUGGCUUUAGGGCAACUUAGGACAACUACUUGGAUGUAGAAACAGUAUUUGCUGAAUGAGCCAUUAGAACUAGCUUUGUUUUCUGCUUCUUAAAAAGCACACUGAAAAGUCAUCCGAAUCCAAGAAGUUUGCUGUUUCCCAUCAAUGUACCUUUCCUUAGACAUUCUGCGCUAGAAAACACUUAAUUGCUUUUUUCUUAAUGAAACAUUUAAAUGCACACUUUGCAAACAGUACAGUAUGUAAUUUUUAAAAAGGGUGGCCUGCUACCUCUGGCUGGAGGGGAAAGGCUAGGGGUGAGAGAAAUUUGUAGAAUAUGACAACUCCAAUGUAGAAUGCAUAAAACUGAACACAGAUACUGGGAAUGGAGCAGAUUCUACUGUUGAGUUAUAAUAGUGCUUGAAAGGGAGUUUCAAGCCUUUUUAUUCAAAAUAUAAAGGUUUCUUUACUUCCUGAGUUCAUGUGCUGACAUAAAAAUGCAUUGGUUUAGCAUUUAAUGUUUCAUUUGGAAGGAGGAAAGGGACUCUGAUUAAUACCCCUUAAUCAAAUUCUGGCAGUGUUUCUGCUGGGAACUACUAAAGAACACCCAAUAAAGCAAAUCCUUGAUUGUUCAGAAGGUACCAGUAGGUACCAGGUACGUCUUAUGAACCAGUAUAAAUAUUAUUCUGCACUUUCAAACACAGUUAAGGUGUGCAAAUAUACCUAAUAACUGCAUAGCCAUUAAAACUAUAUGUCCCCUGUGACAUCUUUGCAGUUCAGAAAUGGAAAGUGACUUAAAUCACACUCCGGUUUAAAACUUGCUACAAAUUUUUACAAGGGAAAGAAGAAAAAAUCCACUGAACUUUUGAAUUUACCACACACUGAAACUGCCUUAUUUAUAAUUUACUUUGAGUUUCAUGUUUCAUUUUUUUGUAAGAGGAAAAUCUUUUGUACAUUAUCUAUGCUAAAAUCAUAAGCCAUUCAAUAUUUAAAAUUAGCUGGUUUUUAAAGAAAAAGGCUUUACAUUACUGCAAAAAUCUGAAGAUUUUUUGAAAGUGUAACAAAGGUUUCAGUUAGUAAAAGAAGUAUAGUUUCUUAGACAUAGAUCUACUUUGGCAGCUUAAGUAGGGAGGUAAACAAUUAUUCUUCUCAACAAAACAUAAUGAUUUGAUGUAGAGAGUAAUUCCUCAAACUGUUCCCUUCAGAGGGUUACAAAUCUAGCACCUUACUAUACAUCUGAAAUUAAACAUAGCAUUUGCUCAAGUUGUGUGUGCCUGUGUGUGCACACGUGUGUGUGAGAGAGAGAGAGAGAGAAAGAGAGAGAGAAAAAUUCUCUUCUCUCCCUAGCCCUACGUUUAAACAACCAUUGAAAUCAUUCCAAUUUGUAGCCAAAAUGAACAAACUCGAGUGCCUGAAUUGAGGCACAUGAAUAUAGAUAGGGUGUAAAUAGAAAGUGAUUCAAUUUUUAGAGGUUCUACGCAUAUCUGAACUACCAGCAGAAUUUGGGGCAAUUUGAAGAACCAGUUCACUCAGUUUUGCACCUGACUUCAGGCCCCAAGUUUGGGCUGUGUUCAUUCACAGGUUUAUUCUUCUGUUGAGGAAGCUCUGGAAUGCACGUGUGAGUUUUGCUCUGGAGGGGAGGGAUGUUUGUAUCCAGAAAUCUGAUGUGGUCAAGCAUAGGCUACUACAAAAAUGUUCACUUGGAUCCCCAAACCCACGCAACAUGAGGGAGAGCUCCAAGGUUUAAUGAAGCUCUGAAUGUUGUUUUAGGUCUUGAAAACUCCCAGGCCCUGGCUGUGAUGAUUACAUGAUGUGUUCCCUGUCCCUUUCCUUCCAGAGCAGUCCCUACCUACCUCGUUGUCACCUUUCAAAAACCAUCAGCUAGAUCCCAUGCUAAAUAUGAGAUCCUCUUUUUAUUGUUAUUUGUGAGGAAGGAGGGGGUUGGUGGGGUCAAUAACAUACUGAACAGGUGUUUCCUCCACAGCUCUCCACAGAGACACUGGCUCACCAUCCUCCCACUGAAUGCUCUUUAGGGGACAUUAGGCAGGACAAUGGCUGCUCCCCAAUCAAGUCUAGAUCUGUUCUACGUGGGGCAAGAACAGGCAACCCAGCUCUCCAAGAGCGCUGUAGGGACCAGGAAAAAGUCCUGUUCCUGCUGUCAGCCACUGCUGUGUUACACUACGGGCAUGCAGUGCAGCAUUUCCUAUUUCUCUUGGCUGGUUUAGCAACCAAGCACCAGCAGAAACAGUAAUCUCUGUGCUUGAGAAGCUGUUAGACAUUAUUGGUCCCUGUUCACCCAUAGUGACUGAUGGCAGUAGUGGAAUAGCUUUCAUUUUCCUACCACAUGGCUGUCCCUUGGAGAUGCUGUUCAAAAUUGAUGGGAGAUGAUGGCUUUACUUGAGAGAAAGGAGGGAGCAUCUGUUUAGCGUCCUUGAAAUUUCAGGGUGGCUAUACCAGGCAGAUGAAAGCAGAAAAGCAUGCUUUAGCCCCCUGAAGUUGUAUGACAGUAAGUGGCUGAUAGGGGGAGGUGAUGAUGUGGAUGGUCUGUGGGAAAGGAGAAUUCUUGGGAUAUUUAAAUUGAUAUGGCUGAACUUUACAAGUUAACCACCUGGAGAUGGAGUAGUCCACAGUCCUGUAGGGCUAGGGUCACCUAGCCCUAACACAUCAUACCUAGCAGGGGGUUGCACAGCACUGGUCAGGACACUCUAGCACUGUGAUAGUAUCAGCUGCAUCAUCACUGCAUAGUAUCCUGAAUUGAUCUGGUCUCUUUAUUUUUAUAUAUAUUUUUAAAGAAAAUCAUAGUGUAGGAUAGUAAAUCUGCACAUGCAGCACAUGAAAACUUUACCUGCAAUGGCUAGAGAUGCUGGGGAGGCAUUCUUCCCUUUGGUGGGUGGGAGAUCCUGACUUGGGCAGCUCUCACUAAUGCCAAAGGACAUUAGAAUGGCAAAUUCCUGCUUACUAGUGGGAUAUCUAUCCCUCAGUGUGCUCUUUGGAAGUGUACACAUGACUGAAUGUAUAGUCAGUGCUCUGUUAUGCUUCUAUAAAAAUACUCAUCUGUGAAUAUUAUUGGUUUUGUAAUCUUUGUUAUAUAAAAUGUUUAGGCUGUACAUACUGGGGAGCAAAAUACUGAUACCCCGUAUAAAUAGAAAUAUGUUGCAUUACUGAGCAUAACAAUAGCCUACCCUACUUACAUAUAGGGGGAGGUAACUAUAUAUGUUACUGACUUGCAUUUUUGACAUAAGCAAAAGUAAUGAAAAGGAUGCACUAUAAAAUCCCACCCAAAAAUAUGUUUCAACAGUGCAGCAUAAAAACUCCUGGCUCACCAGCUAAAGUUGGGUUUUUUGUAGGAUGCACUAAGAGUUGUUUCUUUCAAAAGGGGUUUGGUACAUGAAAACAAUGUUAAUGUAAUUAAGUAUAUAUAUACUUCAGAAUGACAGCAUAGUAAGCAGUAUGGUAAAAUUAGUGUUGCAUUAUUUGUUACAACUUGUAAUUUGUCUGUAUUAUGGAAGAUGUGAUGGUUUGUCAGCUGUAACUGUUGUUUUCUUGUAACAUGAUCUUGAAUAAAGUGUAGCAGAAUCUCU